This is a messenger RNA of Contarinia nasturtii (swede midge), 2263 nucleotides long. RefSeq names its product ubiquitin-conjugating enzyme E2 W. Lineage: Eukaryota; Metazoa; Arthropoda; Insecta; Diptera; Cecidomyiidae. The record is from RefSeq and is a predicted model, not a curated record. The transcript is spliced from 6 exons. Bases 253 to 816 code for a protein of 187 amino acids.
AUUUAUGAAAAAGUUUAUUAAAUAUUCCAACUAAAUGGAUAUUCAUAAAAUGUAUGAUUAAAACAGGUCAAAGGUUUGCAUAGUACAAAAUUGAAAAUUAAAAAAAAAGAGAGAAAAACAGAAAAUCAAUCGAUUGAAUAUAUAAUUGGAACGUGGUCGUAAAUAAUUGAGUGCAUGCAUAAAAGGACAAUCAAAGAGAAAGUAAUAUUGAUAUUUAUAAAGAACGAAUAAUAAGAAGACGAACAUUUAAAAAUGUUUCGAUUAAAGAAAUCCACAAAAUCGACAACAAAAACGGAAAUUCUAACAUCGUCACAAGACAUACCGACAACAACAAAAGAUUGCAAAAAAUUAAUUCUCGACAACACACGAUGGGAGCGGCGAUUACAAAAGGAACUUAUGUCAUUGAUCAAAGAGCCACCGCCAGGUGUUGUCGUUGAUGCAGAUAGUAUUAGCCAAAAUUUGACUCAAUGGAAAAUUAAUAUGGAUGGUGUAGAGGGCACACUCUACGAAGGGGAACAUUUUCAACUUUUAUUUAAAUUUAAUAAUAAGUAUCCAUUUGAUUCGCCGGAGGUAACAUUCGUUGGACCAAAUAUACCCGUGCAUCCGCACGUCUACUCAAAUGGUCACAUCUGUUUAUCAAUUUUAACGGAGGACUGGACACCUGCGUUAUCAGUACAGAGUGUAUGCUUAUCAAUUUCAUCGAUGCUCAGUAGUUGUCGGGAGAAAAAGCGGCCACCAGAUAACACACUUUAUGUUCGAACAUGUAAUAAAAAUCCAAAGAAAACAAAGUGGUGGUAUCACGAUGACUCGGUAUAGAACGAAUCAUUAUGAAACUGUUGACAAUUGAAAUUAUUUAUAAUGAGAAGAAACCAAGAAAUCAAAUCUAGAUAGAUGGACGACGAUGUUUUUGUGGACAAUAUCAAUUGAAACCGGUUGACUCUUGCGUACACACAUACACAUACACAGAGACACCAACACCCAUAUAAAAUACCAGAAAAUAUAUACAUAUAAUCUCUCUCUCUUUUACACAAACACACAUAUAAAUACCAACAACAAAACACGAAGCAACAGAAAAACAAAUAACCACUGCUAUUCACGGUGAAGCAGAGGAACAAGUAAUAGAAAUUUAAAAUUUGUAUGAAACAUCGAUGUGAUUCUCAAAUUUAAAGUAAUGAAAUUGAUAAUGGAAUAGUUUUUAAAUUAUUAUAAUUCCUGUUGAAAAUGUGUAUCAAAUCAUGAAUGAAAAUCAGAAAUCUGCUAAAGCAAAAACAAAAAUGAAAGGAAAUGAAAACAAAUUGCAACUGAUUCAGAUGGGCUGUUUGUGCCAAUAUAUAUAUAUAUAUAUAUAUAGUAUAUAUAUUAAAUGUAUAAUAGAAUCAGGUUGGAUUAUUAUACUAAAAAAGGACAUUCUGUUCAGUUUCGAUAUUUUAAUGAAUCACUCGCUCCCUGCCAACCUGUAGAUCCUAUACAUAACCUUCGUUUUUGUCAUUUGCUACCGGAUGAAAGAAUGAAUUAUUUUACGAAAUAUAUUUUGUAGUACCGACACGAGUAAGUAAACCAGUAUCGCUUUCAAAAUAGAAACAAAUUUUCAACGCAAUCACAUGUUGAAUGCUAUGCAUUGAACUCGAACAAUGCUUUGGAUAUCUUAUUUAGUCUUUUGUUUUAAAUACGGGAGAGAAAAAGCACUUCACAUUCCACACAGACACAGUAAACUCCUAACUUUUUAGGACCAAACGAUUUUCUUUUUAUGUUAGCUGGCAAUAGAUAAAGACAACAAGAUCAGAGACACCCACUUAACACAUUUUAUUUAUACAUAAUAAGUAAUUUACAAGCAAGCAAAAAAUAAACAUGCAAAAUGGAUCGAUUUUCAUCAAACGAAUGUAUUGUAAUAGGUUCAUGUUUUCUUUUGUUUUGUAUACAAUACAUGUAUUUAAACAAAGCCAUUGUAAAUACUAUCCAAAUCCCCGUCCCCGGGAAUAUGUGGAAAUAUGGUAGUCAUGUGAAAUUGUACACUGAUUACAUCAUGGAAAAUCGAGAAAUUUUUAUUGAUUUACCUGAAAUGUUCACGAAGAGAAAAUGAAUGGCUUGAUUAUUUCAUCAACUGUCAAUUGUUACUAUUUUCAUUGAAUUUCUGGCGCCAUUACUAUAAUUUAUGUGUAUAAAUUCAGGUAUUUAAAGAAAUCAAAAAGAAACAAAUUUAAGAUCGAACACCGAAAAGAGAGCUAAAGAUACUGAUUCAUUAAAAAAAUCUCUUUAAUGCGGA